UUCACUACAGGCGCGGGUGAGCGCCGACGGCAGCGGGCGCAACUCAACGCGGCGCGCUCGUGCGCGCGUCAUAGACGCCCGAGACGUCGGCGACGUCGACGCGCCAGCGCGCUGCUAGCGUUUCGCGAGGGUUUCGUCCGCGUGGUUUACGGCGCACUUCUCCUCUCCGGGGCCUGGCCCCGCUCCGGCGCCGGCCGGCGCUUCUCGUGUUUCGGAUACACUUGCCGCCGCCUGUGGAUAUCUUAACAGAGGGGAGGCUCCUUUCGACACGCAAGCAGCCCCUGGACCAGGAGGCGCCAGAUGAAGACGUCGUGGUGUUUGCGCCGGUGUCAGUGUGGCGUCUUCGGCGUGGCGUAGAAGAAAGAAAGGAAAAAGACAGUGAUGGAGAUUGGUUUUGAAAAUUUUCUGCCUCGGCAAGGGUGGUCUUUUGCCCGUUCCCGGUGCAGUUGCGUUGGCAGGAGGAGGCCGUGACAAUUUGAUUGUCGCCUUUCCCGUGCGAGCCCCGGGGCUGGAGCGACUGCGGCUGCAGUUUUAGCGGUUGGGGUUCCGACGAGCGCUGUCGUCAUCGUCGUCGUUGCGAACUGCGUCCUUCCCUCCGUCUCCGUUCCACAUGGCUUCCGCGCGGUCAAGAGCUCGGACCAGCGCGGCGCUGAAAGACGGCAUGUCCGGCUGCGGGCGCCGGACAGCGCACUUCGAGAGCGCCGGCUGAACUGCUCCAAAGCAUUGCCGACGGUCACGCCUUGAGGAUGGUGAAAUACCGCAAGAUGGUCAACACGGUUGCCUUGAAACGUUUCCGCCGAAAUUGCUUCGGAUCGAAAUGACCAUGGGUUCUGCACCGUUCCAAAAGACGGCCCGAUCUACAACGGUGCCUACGAAGACCGUGCGCAAGAAGAACACGGUACUGGUGAUCGUCGGGACCGUCGGCCUGGCGUCGCUUUUCUUCUUCUACUCGCGCCAGGACGAAUCCUUCUGGCUGAAGCCUGUCGUCGUCGCCAAAGAACUCGUGCGAAUAGGACAGCCCGGGUACUCAAUUUACACGAGCGGCUGCAAGAUACCCACCUUCGAUCCGUUCCACUGGACAGUGGCCGGCUUGUACCGCAAGCAGACCUUGUACACGUGUCCCGGAAAGCCCAGCUUCAUACGCCUCGCGGCUAACGUGCCUUCUAUUGACGCCAGGGUUCUCUGGGAGCACUACAAGUACAAGCCUCGCGAUGUAUUAUGCACGUAUCAGAAAAUAACUCGCGACGAGAACCGGACAGAACCGGAUUCGGCAGUAGUUUACCACCCCAGUGCCAGGCUCGUCUUCGGAACUCCACUGUCCAGUGAUUUCGUGUUCGUGACGUGUUCCGGAAACCGUAUGAAGUUUCACGAGGAAUUCCUAAUGGUGCCUGUUCUGAAGGAACAAGUGGAACAGCGCUGCAAGCUCGCCGAGGAAGCAGUGAGCCCGCAGUUGAACCGCACGAAAGAACGCUUAAACGUUGUGAUCGUCGGCCUGGACUCCGUCUCUCGGCUCAACUCACUUCGUCAUCUGAAAAGGACUCGAGCUUUCCUGCUGGAACAAAUGGACGCCGUCGAAUUAUACGGGUACAACAAGGUGGGCGACAAUUCGUUUCCUAAUCAAGUCCCUUUGUUGACCGGGAAGUCGGGCGAAGAAGCCAUGGCGCUGUGUCCCGAGAAGUUUUUCGACAAUCUUGAGUUCAUCUGGGAUAAGUACGCCGCCCUCGGCUACCGAACACUCUUUCUUGAGGAAAGUCCGAAAUACGGUCUUUUUAAUUACCUACUCAAAGGGUUCAAAGACAUUCCCACCGACUACUACUGCCGCCCCAUGAUUUUUGCGAUCGACAACUCCAAGUUCAAGAAGUUUAUCGGUGGAGGCAAAGGCUGUGUAGGCUCGACCAUCCAGACGGAAAAGUACCUUGACUACACCACGUCUCUCGUCGCCUUUCUCGGAAACCGCAGCUACUUCACUUACACGUGGAUAUCCGAUGUGACGCACGACAACUUCAAUUCCGCUGGAUUCGCGGACGAGCCUUUUCUUCGAGCCUUACAGAGGCUCAACGCCAGCGGUGUGAUGGACAAGUCUGUGGUGGUGUUCCUCAGCGACCACGGCAUGCGCUACGGGCCCAUUCGGCAGACACUCAUAGGCAAGUACGAAGACCGAAUGCCUUUCGUGUUCCUGAUGCUGCCACGAGAGUUCCGCCGCAAGUAUCCCGAGGCCGUCAAAAACCUCAAGAUAAACCAGCGACGUCUCACCACUCAUUACGACCUGCACGCUACCCUUCUGGAACUCGCCGACUUUCCCAACGAUCUCCCGUCCUUCAAGACCAAACACGGCAUAAGUUUGUUCAGAGAAGUGCCCGAGAACCGGACUUGCAGGGAUGCCUUCAUCGCUCCUCACUGGUGCUGCUGCCACGACAGUGGACAGUUUCCCGUGACCGACCCACUGUCCAGGAAAAUGGCCAACUUUGUCCUGCAGACCGUCAAUGGCUGGCUUGAGGACGGUGCGCCGGGAAAGUGCGUGCGCCUCCAGCUCCGCAGCGUCGUGGACGUGUACGAGGUUACGGUUGACGCUAGCAGUGACACGCGUUACUUCUGGGUAACGCUGAAGUGUUUCCCGGGCGAGGGUCUCCUCGAAGCUACCGUGGCCGUGAAUGGCACGGGAGCCCUCGCUGCGGAACGUGUGAGUCGUCUAAACUGGCACGGCGGCCAGUCGUCGUGCGUCAAGAACCACCAACUCGAACUUUACUGCUUUUGCAAGCACCAAUAG
This is a messenger RNA of Dermacentor albipictus, 2767 nucleotides long. The record is from RefSeq and is a predicted model, not a curated record. Lineage: Eukaryota; Metazoa; Arthropoda; Arachnida; Ixodida; Ixodidae.